Strongyloides ratti is the source of this 702-nucleotide messenger RNA. Its product is annotated as HAD hydrolase, subfamily IA and HAD-like domain-containing protein. Lineage: Eukaryota; Metazoa; Nematoda; Chromadorea; Rhabditida; Strongyloididae. Bases 1 to 702 code for a protein of 233 amino acids. The transcript is spliced from 2 exons. The record is from RefSeq and is a predicted model, not a curated record.
AUGUUGAAAUCAAUUGACAAAUCACUUGUUAAAGUUAUAUCUUUUGAUGUUACUGAUACAAUAAUCAGAUUAAAAAGUACACCAGGCUUAAUAUAUUCAAUUGUUGGAAGAGAUUUUGGAUUAUCAUUGAAUGCCAACAAAAUAGAUUCAACAUUUAGAGAGCACAUGAAAAUUCUUCAAAAUGACUUACCUUGUUAUGGUCAUGGGAAAUGUAGUCCAAAAAAUUGGUGGGGUGAUCUUAUUCAUAAAUGUUGUGAUUUACAAAAAAAUGAAAAUUCAAUGGCAUUUGUAGAUAGGUUGUUUGAUGAAUUGUCUACCUCUAAGCAUUAUAAAUUGAUAAAUAAUCAGACUCCAAAAAUACUUCAAUACUUAAAAAGUAAUGGUUAUAAAUUAGCUGUUGUUUCUAAUUCUGAUUCAAGACUUCGAAACAUUUUAUAUCAAUUAUUAGAUGAAAAUUAUUUUGAUGAGUAUUUAAUUAGUAGUGAAAUAGGAAUUAGUAAGCCUAAUAAACUUGUUUUUCUUACCUUAUGUCAAAGAUUAUCCUGUUCUCCACAAGAUAUCCUUCAUAUUGGUGAUAAUCUAACUAAAGACUAUCAAAGUAUUAUUAAUGUUGGCGGUCAAGGUUUAUUAUUAAAUGAUAGCGGUGAUCAAAUUUCAAUAAACUCACUAGACAAUCUUUAUUUUAUUAAUAAAAAAGAAUAA